UGCUCUGGCACCCCACCCCCCACCACGCCAACGGCCUGUCCGCGCGGUAGGGCACGAAGGGCGCUCACCGGGCCAGGUAAAUAAUCACACAGGAAUAAAGUGGCUAUCUAUGUUCAGUGAAACAUGAAAAUGGCCAGUCCUUUAAGAGGGGAAGUACUGAAUCUUUACAAAAAUCUGCUGCACCUGGGAAGGGAAUAUCCCAAAGGAGCAGACUACUUUAGAAGCCGUUUGAAGGCAGCUUUCCUAAAAAAUAAGGACGUGAAAGAUCCUGAACAAAUUAAACAACUAAUUGCACAAGGAGAAUUUGUUAUAAAAGAGUUAGAGGCCCUGUACUAUCUGAGAAAGUACAGAGCUAUGAAGCAGCGCUACUACAAGGAUGACAAUGAGUGAUCUGUAGCAUUGUUGAGUAUUCACAUGUAAUAAUACAGGCUCAAGUAAUUAGGAUGAAUGAAUAAAACAGAAUGAUUCUCUCAAAGGCAAUGAAAUGCAAGCCAUCUGAAAUACAUGGGUGUAUCACAUCUAUAACUAUUUCACUGCACUUCAAGGGGUUACCUGGAUGAUUUGGCUAUCAGGAGUAUAAGGGCCAUGCAGGUGUAAUUUUAUACCGACAGCUCAGAGGGUUACUUAGUCCUAGUCCUCCCUGAACUGAAGCUCAAUUUGUA
This is a messenger RNA of Gavialis gangeticus (Gharial), 662 nucleotides long. It is a transcript of the gene ETFRF1, whose product is annotated as electron transfer flavoprotein regulatory factor 1. Gene Ontology annotation, cellular component: mitochondrion. Gene Ontology annotation, biological process: respiratory electron transport chain. The transcript is spliced from 3 exons. Bases 124 to 390 code for a protein of 88 amino acids. Lineage: Eukaryota; Metazoa; Chordata; Crocodylia; Gavialidae. The record is from RefSeq and is a predicted model, not a curated record.